AUGGCUAAGUUUAUCUCGCACCUCACCGGACUAAUUUCAAGACUAGAUGGAGAUCUCGCCUCGAAGCUGACUGAUGCUGCAUCGCAACUUCAGCGAGACAUCGAAACUGUCAGACAGUCGAAAACGGAGGAAACAAAGGAACAAGGUGCAAUUACUAAAAAGGAAACGAAGCAGUACAGGGACGGUUUGGUAGAUGGAAAUCUACUCAGGCCUACCGUUUUCCGAAACAACAUCAUUCUCAUUUUUGAAGGACCCAGAGCCUCUUCGCAGGAUCGACGAGAUGUAGCGGCCAACAAGGAAAUCACGAAGGAGAGAUGUGCAAUUCUUCAAAGUCUGAGCACGGACGGGAUAUUACUAUGGGCAGCCUCAUAUCCUUCGACAAAGUGGGCUGGAGGGAAGAUGAGUUCGGGUGUGUUUAACUAUCUCAUCGAGGAUAUUGAGCCCAGCGAGCCCCCGAGAUACCCAGGUGCCGUUCUGGAAAUAUUGGCAAAAUUGAAGGACGGUUCACCCGGAAAUGCGGGCUAUGCGCGCGUUCUUCAAGGUGAUAAUGAUGGCAACAUUGCAAGAGACUAG
Aspergillus calidoustus is the source of this 573-nucleotide messenger RNA. Lineage: Eukaryota; Fungi; Ascomycota; Eurotiomycetes; Eurotiales; Aspergillaceae. The record is from the annotation of a GenBank genome assembly.